Carlito syrichta (Philippine tarsier) is the source of this 1753-nucleotide messenger RNA. It is a transcript of the gene MATN1, whose product is annotated as matrilin 1, cartilage matrix protein. Gene Ontology annotation, molecular function: calcium ion binding. Lineage: Eukaryota; Metazoa; Chordata; Mammalia; Primates; Tarsiidae. The record is from RefSeq and is a predicted model, not a curated record. The transcript is spliced from 8 exons. Bases 27 to 1316 code for a protein of 429 amino acids.
CCAGCCGCUGCCUGUGCUGCAGGACCAUGGGGGUCAUCCCUGGUGCCAGCCUCACGCUCUGCGGCCUGCUGCUGCUGCUCCAGGCCCCGGGCAGCCCCAGCCUCGCCCCCCAGGCCAGAGGCGUGCGGCCCAUCGAAUUUGAGAAGGUGAAGGUGUUCCUGUCCCAGGUCAUUGAGUCGCUGGACGUGGGGCCCAAUGCCACACACGUGGGCGUGGUCAACUAUGCCAGCACCGUAAAGCAGGAGUUCCCGCUGCGGGCCCAUGGCUCCAAGGCUGCGCUGCUGCAGGCCGUGCGCCGCAUCCAGCCGCUGUCCACAGGCACCAUGACUGGCCUGGCCAUCCAGUUCGCCAUCACAAAGGCCUUCAGCGAUGCCGACGGUGGCCGUGCCAGGUCCCCCGAUAUCAGCAAGGUGGUCAUCGUGGUGACGGACGGGAGGCCCCAGGACAGCGUGCGGGACGUGUCUGCGCGGGCCCGGGCCAGCGGCGUCGUGGUGUCAGACCUGUGUGCCACCGGGGACCACGACUGUGAGCAGGUGUGCAUCAGCUCCCCAGGCUCCUACACCUGCUCCUGCCGCGAGGGCUUCACCCUGAACAGUGAUGGCAAGACCUGCAAUGUCUGCAGCGGUGGUGGGGGCAGCUCAGCCACUGACCUAGUCUUCCUCAUCGAUGGAUCCAAGAGUGUGCGGCCAGAGAACUUUGAGCUGGUGAAGAAGUUCAUCAAUCAGAUCGUGGACACGCUGGAUGUGUCAGACAAGCUGGCCCAGGUGGGACUGGUGCAGUACUCCAGCUCUGUGCGGCAAGAAUUCCCCCUGGGCCGUUUCCACACCAAGAAGGACAUCAAGGCGGCUGUGCGGAACAUGUCCUACAUGGAGAAAGGCACCAUGACUGGGGCUGCCCUCAAGUACCUCAUUGACAAUUCCUUCUCUGUGUCCAGCGGGGCCAGGCCCGGUGCCCAGAAGGUGGGCAUCGUCUUCACUGAUGGCCGGAGUCAGGACUACAUUAAUGACGCUGCCAAGAAGGCCAAGGAUCUUGGCUUUAAGAUGUUUGCUGUGGGUGUGGGCAAUGCCGUGGAGGACGAGCUGCGGGAAAUUGCCUCGGAGCCCGUGGCAGAGCACUAUUUCUACACAGCUGACUUCAAGACCAUCAACCAGAUAGGCAAGAAAUUGCAGAAGAAAAUCUGUGUGGAGGAAGACCCGUGUGCCUGCGAGUCCGUGGUGAAAUUCCAGGCCAAUGUGGAGGGGCUGCUGCAGGCCCUGAGCAGGAAGCUGGAAGCUGUGAGUAAGCGACUGGCCAUCCUGGAGAACAGAGUCAUCUAAGCUGCCUGUGCUUGCUGUGGCCCCUCCAGCUCUUGCCCAGUGGGGCUCAGAGUCCCGUGCAUGUCCCCGCAGCCCCGAGUUUAGUCUAGCUUUGCCAUUUUAGUGGGGGAGGCCAGCCUGGGAAUGGGAGGAGGUAUGUUAGUGUGCCUGCUGGGAACAUAUAGGGGCACGUGUGUGUGUGUGUGUGUGUGUGUGUGUGUGUGUGCGCGCGCCUGGGGGCAGGCGUGAGUCUGGGAGCUGGAACAUGGGCAUGAGAGUGAGGACAUGGAAGAGUAUGAGAGCGAGGGACUGUGUUUGCAUUUUUCCAAUCAAAAGCUUAAUAUAUUCCUUUUUUUUUUUUAGUUAACCCUUUCUUGACUCCGAGGGUUGUGAAUCUCUUUUCUGAUUUCUCUAUUCCCUGAUGAAACAAUUAAAUGUGAUUUAACUUAAGCACGGAA